AUGCGCAGUCUACGGCACCCAGAGCUUGGCGAGAGCCUCGAGGGCCACGGCGGCGAGGAGGGAGAGGGUUUCGCGCAGAGCCUCGGCGAGGGCCGCGAGGGAGACGCCGAGCUCACCCACGGUGCCGAGGACGACGGCAACCCGAGCUUGCUUGGACGGCAAGAUCGACGGGGUCUGCGAAGCGAAGGCGGCCCAGGGCAAGGACCUGCAAGUCGGGGUGUCGGUCAGGUCCAAGUCCGUGGAAACGAAAGCAGGUGGCUCCGGGUCAAGGCCUUCCAAGGAGGAGAUCCAGCAAAUGUUCAGGUCCUGCAAUUGGGGAGCCCUGGCUGGAGCCGCGACGUCCUUCCCGAGCUGGCAUUCACGUUCCGACCUAUCUUACAAUACAGCGUCGACUGGGCGGAGCAAGCACACUGGGAGGCCCAGGAGCAUCGGGACCAAGUGCAGACGAAAUUAUUGGAGGCCCAAACCCAGUUGAAGCGGGCCAAAAGCAUCGCGAAGAUCUCGUCCGUCGAGCCCGAGCUGGCGAUCCUCAGAAGCAAGGUACACAAGGUGUAUCGAGAGGCACUGCUGGACCCGGACCGAGCCCAGCAGGCGACCCGUAGAUACCCGCAGAACGCGAAAGUUGAUGGAAGCCAUCCUCAUCGGAGACGUGAAUGA
Molecule: messenger RNA, 657 nt
Organism: Prorocentrum cordatum
Lineage: Eukaryota; Dinophyceae; Prorocentrales; Prorocentraceae
Source: the annotation of a GenBank genome assembly